AUGAGUGGUGUAUAUGUGGUAUCUUCCCUUCUCAGAAUAUGUAAGAGACGACACCCUCAAUGGAUAUUUGGAGGGCGUAACGGAUUCACAUUAUUUCGUACAUGUCGUCAAUAUCAUCCGAGGCAACUGCAAAACCGACGAAACAACCAUCACGCUUCCAAACCGCUGUCUGCCUCGGGCACCGUCGGACUUGACAGCAAUAAUAUCCAGAAUUCGGACUUCAUUAAACAUGCAGCGGAUGAAAAAGUCAAUGAACCCGAGCUGAACUUUAGCGACACUAAAAAGUCAUUCAAAACAAAGACGACCUUGGAAAUAUCUCGGGCGUUGGCUGUGUUGAAAAUGUGCUCCUACUCGUACUUUGUCGACAAUAGUUUAAAGUUAAUGAAGAUCUCACAGAUGAUUCUCGGUAAAAAAUUAUCAUAUUAUCUGUUAAAAUCUACUUUCUACGGACAGUUUGUAGCUGGACAUGACAUCCCAUCUAUUUUGAAGCGUGUUGAGAGACUCAAGCUCGCUGGUAUUGCACCAAUAAUAUCCAUACCACUCGAGGAUGGUUUUGGUGGGCCUAAUGUCAGUGACGAAGACAGGGACAUAAUAUGUGCUGACAACAUCAAAGUGAUGGAAAGGUGUGUCGACCAGACAUUACAAGUAUGUGAUAACACUAAGCCUAUUCUGAUGCAAGUACGAGUCAGUCCUUUGGUGUGGCCUGAAGUGUUGAUAAAAAUUGGUGAGCUGAUUGUGAAGAAUGGAUAUACCUACGGUGACGGGGGACCAAUAAGUAUUCAGAACUUUGCCAAAGGACUGAAUCAAGUCAAUAAAAAGAUAGAAAGAAUUCCUGAACUAACUGAUACUGAGUUUGAACAUCUAAAUAAUACAUUACACCGUUUAGACAGACUGGCACAGUAUGCUGUAGAUAAUAAUACAACGCUGCAGAUAGACGCAGAGUAUAUAAACCUUAAUAUGGGAAUAACUCUGUUAUGCUUAGCACUAAUGUAUAAAUACAACCAGACCAAACCUUUGAUAUGGAACACAUAUCAAACGUAUCUCAAGGCUGCACAUUCCAACAUCUGCAGAGAUAUUGCGAUGGCCGAGAAAUUAGGUUUCACAUUUGGUGUAAAAUUGGUUAGAGGUGCAUACAAUGACACAGAAAGAUUACGAUCCAAAGAAAUGGGAUAUGAAGAUCCGAUCAACCAGGAUUAUGAAGCUACACAUAUAAUGUAUAAUAAGAGCUUGACCAUGAUGUUAAAUUUAAUCAAAACACAUGACAGAAAAUACAGUAUGAUUGUAGCAACCCACAAUGAAGAAAGUCUUACUCUGGCCGUAAACAAGAUGACAGAACUUGGUAUUGAUAAGACGGAUGGCACAGUUUGUUUUGGCCAGUUGUUAGGAAUGUGUGAUCAAGUAUCAUAUGCCUUAGGUCAGUCAGGGUAUUUAGCAUACAAGUCACUGCCAGUGGGAACAGUGGAUCAGGUGAUGCCAUACUUGUCAAGACGGGCAUCAGAAAAUCGAGCCGUCCUAGCGGGUGCUAAACGAGAAAGAGAGCUGCUAUGGAGAGAAUUGAAGAGAAGAACAAUGAAGAUAUGAACAGUUUAUUAUGUGCAAUAAUAGUCAUAUUUAUAAAACAAGUCAUUUGCACUUGCACAUUUGAUGUAUGUCAUGAAUCCAUAUUGUACAUGCAUGUGUAAAAUAAUGGUAGUUGCCAUCUAUUAUUGAUUUAAGAAACAAGACAACAUCAAUUUACAACAC
Saccoglossus kowalevskii is the source of this 1743-nucleotide messenger RNA. Its product is annotated as hydroxyproline dehydrogenase. NCBI's taxonomy places the organism in Eukaryota, Metazoa, Hemichordata, Enteropneusta, Harrimaniidae. The record is from RefSeq and is a predicted model, not a curated record. Gene Ontology annotation, molecular function: proline dehydrogenase activity; FAD binding. Gene Ontology annotation, cellular component: mitochondrion.